AUGUCCGCCUCAAUUGCAUCGCCCGAGCCGGCCAUUUCAAAAUCCGAAAAGAAGCACAAAAAGGACAAGGCGUCCAAGUCAGAAAAGAAGAGAGACAGGGAGGAUGAUGCCCUGGCCGACAGAACCCGCAAGCACAAGAAAUCCAAGAGCGCAUCCGUCGAAGAGAACCAGGACGAAGAGGUCGAGGCUUCACAACUGCUGGACAAUGACGAUGCCGAAGUAGCGCACAAGAAGAAGAAGAAGGAGCACAAAAAGAAGCACAAGGAAGAGGAGCACGAGGUCGAGGAUGCUAGCGAAGAGAAGCCCAAGAAGAAGAAGAAGUCCAAGAAGCACGCCGACGAGGAAGCCGAGAACGAGGACGCUCCUGAGGCUGCCGAUGCCGAUGCCAAUGUCGUGGAUGUCGAACAACCCGCCCAGCAGACAUCCUCUGAAAUCUACCAACCUCCCGAUAUCCCUGCCAACCCUCAGUAUCCAUUCUACAGCCAGACCGUUUCUCUCUACGAGCCCAUAUACCCCAUCGGCUGGUCGCAACCAGUAACGAACAGCGAGUACCAACAUCUACAGCACCUCAAGAACAAAUACGUUCCGUCCUUGAGAGGCGUGUUGAUGAACUACAAGAACGUCGCUCUGGGCGAGAACCCCGGGCGCAAAGGUGCCGCGGCUUCAGAUGACGACGCGACCACCCUCAAGUCGGUCAACGAGUUUGCAGUUGGCUUUGGCUGGAUCACUGCUGAGGUCGACCUGUUUGUCCCUAGCCGUGGUGCGUGGAUGGAAGGCAGCAUCAACCUCCAGACCGAGGGCCACAUUGGUGUCGUCUGCUUUGGCCAAUUCAACGCCUCUAUUGAGGCUCGACGUCUGCCAUCUGCCUGGAAGUGGAUCUCUAACGAAGACCCCGAGGCCUAUGGCAUGGAGGAGACUGCAUCAGUGAUCACCGCAGACGACCACGGAGUUGUGCGCCAGAUCCACAGCACGGGAUUUUGGGUUGACGGAAAUGGAAAAAAGGUCAAGGGCAAGAUUCGUUUCCGCAUUCGCAACUUCGACGUCGGUGUCAGCGGCGAGACGAGCUACCUCAGUCUAGAGGGAACCAUGUUGGACAGGGAGGCGGAAAAGGCGCUCGUCAAGGAGGAGGCCGCAACGGCAGCUUUGAGAAAGGGAACCAAGGGAGCUCGCAAGGUCCAGCGAAGAAGAGCACCAGAGUUCGCCAUGACGCGUUUCAUGGAUGAGGCGGAGCAACCUGCCGAGGCGCAACCUGCUGAGGCGGAAGCGGCUACGGCAUAG
This is a messenger RNA of Trichoderma aggressivum f. europaeum, 1278 nucleotides long. RefSeq lists its product as uncharacterized. NCBI's taxonomy places the organism in Eukaryota, Fungi, Ascomycota, Sordariomycetes, Hypocreales, Hypocreaceae. The record is from RefSeq and is a predicted model, not a curated record. Bases 1 to 1278 code for a protein of 425 amino acids. Gene Ontology annotation, biological process: DNA-templated transcription initiation. The transcript has a single exon. Gene Ontology annotation, cellular component: RNA polymerase I complex.